UUCCCCCCCUCGUUCCUUCACCGAAUUGAACUCGACGCGAGAAGCACAACACAUGGUAAAAAGGAGCGCUGGAAUUUAUUCGUGUUGUUUUAGAAAAAAGUACUUCGUUCAAAGCUAAGUAGAAAGGUCGUUAUAUUUGCUGUAACAAUCAGGAGAACAGUCGAGUGGAAAAAGUCAUUGGAUUCUACGUUUAUUGAGACAUUUGCUGAUAAGGGCAGGAGUUGCCAUGCCAUUUGGCUGUUUGACGCUCGGGGAAAAGAAGGAUUACAACAAUCCCUCAGAGGUGACCGAUAAAUAUGACCUGGGACAGAUUGUUAAAUCAGUGGAGUUCUGUGAGAUCUUCAGGGCUAAGGACAAAAAUACACUGAAAAUGUUUACUUGUAAAAAGUUCCUGAAAAAGGAUGGAAAGAAAGUUCGGAAGGCUGCAAAAAACGAGAUCCUCAUUUUAAAGAUGGUGAAGCACCCCAAUAUUCUUCAGCUGGUGGAUUUCUAUGAGACCAGAAAAGAGUACUUCCUCUUCCUUGAACUUGCUACAGGCAGAGAGGUAUUUGAUUGGAUCCUGGACCAGGGCUACUAUUCAGAGCGUGACACAAGUAAUGUGGUCCGUCAGGUGUUGGAGGCUGUGGCCUAUCUUCACUCCCUGCACAUUGUCCACAGGAACCUCAAGCUGGAGAACUUGGUAUACUUUAACCGCCUGAAGCACUCCAAAAUAGUGAUCAGUGACUUCCACCUGGCAAAGCUGGAGACCGGGCUCAUCAAAGACCCCUGUGGAACCCCAGAGUACCUUGCACCAGAGGUGGUUGGGAGACAGAGAUACGGCAGGCCAGUGGACUGCUGGGCCCUGGGUGUCAUCAUGUACAUACUGCUUUCAGGCAACCCUCCUUUCUAUGAGGAAACUGAUGAUGAUGAUUAUGAAAACCACGACAAGAACCUGUUCAGGAAGAUUUUGGCAGGGGACUAUGAGUUUGACUCUCCAUACUGGGACGACAUCUCAGAGUCAGCAAAAGGCCUGGUAGCCCGUUUGAUGGAGGUAGACCAGGAUCAGAGGCUGACUGCUCAGGAGGCCAUCAACCAUGAGUGGAUUUCUGGAAAUGCAGCCUCAAAUAAGAAUAUUAAGGAUAAUGUCUGUGCACAGAUAGAGAAGAACUUUGCCAAAGCUAAGUGGAAGAAAGCGGUGCGGGUCACUACCAUCAUGAAGCGACUGAGAGCUCCAGAGCAGAGUGCUGACUCGGGGGCAACCAUCCCAGCAGUAGCAACCAGCCCUGCAGCAGGAGAACCAGCCCCAGCUCCAGCAGACCCCCAGGCUCCCAGUGACCCCUCAGCAGCCACCGCUGCUGCAGCCCCAGAGGGGGAGCCUGCUGCCGUCACAGAGCCCCCUGCUGGCAUGGAGGCCGUGACAUGUGAUGCCACUCCCCAGGCUGCAGCAGAGGUUACAGCUCUACCCCCGCCCCCUGAGGAGGCCAGCCCAGUGGAGGCCCCAGUGGAAGCCCCGGCCCCGGAGCAGGUUGAUCUGUUGUCACGGUGUAACGGAGAGGCCCCGACUCCCCUCCAACCAGCAGCUGAAGCUGGGGAUGAGCAGGGUUAGCCAGCUCCCUUCUAUGACCUCCUUCACUCCCAGCAAUCGUCUUUCCUGCACACUGUACAUUAGCUACUAGCAUGGUGACACUGACUUAUCUCUCUCACUUGCAGUAUGAGUAACAUCUCACAGAGCCUUUGUGCUGUCUUUCCUGAGUGUUGAAUUGAUCUGGCGACAUGUGUUCUGUAUUUUUGAAACAGCCCUCUGGCCUUACAGGGGCUUUUUGUGUCUAAUGCAGCCCAGCUUUUGCCAUAUUAUGUUAGGUAAUAAGGUCAUGAACAGCUUGGCUUUGCUCUUGUAGUGUUGAUUUUACAUAAUGAUCUGUAGCAUUCCCCCUUUACAUCCCUCUCUACACAUGGAAAAUAUCCUGUUUGAUCUCUUUUUGGGGGGUGAACAUUGCUCUCUUUCUUGUUUGUUGUAUACACUCAUCAGUCGUUUUGUCUGUGCUGCAGCAAGUAUGCUUACUGGGGGAUGCAGCAGGCCCAGUGUUAGUGAAAGGCAGCAUCCACAACAUGCUCCCUCCCUCGCCAGCUUUCUGCUUAGGAAAGCACCACAUGGCUGUCAGUGUAAAGAUUCUGUAUAUAGAGACCUUUUGUAGAAGUAGUCAAAACGGCAUGCAUUCUUAACUUUUUCUGUUAAUUUCACAUUUGUAAGCAGUUGGUGGAAAGAACGUGCUAAUCCUGCUACUGGCCUUUAAACUGGAAACAUUAAGGUAUUUCUGUUCAUUAGGCUCCAAGUAGAGGGCACUGUUGAUGCUCAUGUUUUGUUCAAAUGGACUACAUCAUUUCAUAAAUUCAUAUAUUGUACAGGACCAGUCAAAAGUUAGGACACUGAUUCAUUCUAGGGAUUUUCUACAUUG
Messenger RNA from Coregonus clupeaformis (lake whitefish), 2435 nucleotides. RefSeq names its product caM kinase-like vesicle-associated protein. Gene Ontology annotation, biological process: peptidyl-serine phosphorylation. Gene Ontology annotation, molecular function: ATP binding; calcium/calmodulin-dependent protein kinase activity; calmodulin binding. Gene Ontology annotation, cellular component: intracellular anatomical structure. The coding region runs from base 227 to 1585 and encodes 452 amino acids. Lineage: Eukaryota; Metazoa; Chordata; Actinopteri; Salmoniformes; Salmonidae. The record is from RefSeq and is a predicted model, not a curated record. The transcript is spliced from 11 exons.